Molecule: messenger RNA, 2125 nt
Organism: Pimephales promelas (fathead minnow)
Lineage: Eukaryota; Metazoa; Chordata; Actinopteri; Cypriniformes; Leuciscidae
Gene: drc2
Product: dynein regulatory complex subunit 2
Biological process (GO): cilium-dependent cell motility; regulation of cilium movement; axonemal dynein complex assembly
Cellular component (GO): axonemal dynein complex; axoneme
Source: RefSeq, a predicted model, not a curated record
CUCAGAUCUGGAUCCGACUGAGUCGCCUUUUGCUAGGAAACGGUAAACAGAAACGAUUCAGAGGCAUCACAGGUAGCAACCAUGUCUAAAAAAGCAGGGAAGAAAGGAGGUGGAAAACAUGCCGGGAUGACAGAGGAGGAGAGACUUCUGUACAUGCAGCAAAAGGCUCAAGCUGAGGAGGAUACUGCCAAGAGAAAAGAGGACAUGCUCACCCACUUCCUCAAGGAUAAACUGAAGGAAGAGGAGAAGAACACCGCUCUGAAUCUCUACAAGCUCCGGCAGCAGUGGCGUGCUAUUUUAACACAGACCAAGACUGCAGAGCUACGCAAUGACAUCUCAUUCCUCAGCCAGAGCUUUGAGAGAGUCCUCGACCACAACGACAACUUCAUUAAGAGUUUGGUGGUUGAUCUGUCUGAGAGGGAGCAGCAGUCAGAGCUGGCACGCAGUUCUCAUCUGCAGAACGUGGACCGUCUGUUAAAGCUUCAUAUGAGUCGGCUGGAAGAACUAGCGCACGACUUCAACACCCGUCUCGAAGAACUUAGCUCAGAGUCUAAUACUGAGAGGGAGCAGAUUCUUUCACAGCACCAGCAGGAGAGUGAGAAUUUGGAGAUAGUAAUGUUUUCCAUGGAAAAGCACUACGCUGAUAUUGAGAAUAAGGCGAGACGUGACUACGAGAGCAAUGGCAAACAAAUUAAAAAACAGAACAAAGAGGAAAAUCAAAUAGUGAAAAAUCAGACGAAAGGGGUUAUGGAGAAACUGGGACGAGAACAGCAUGAGGUUUUAAACAAAAACAAAGACUUUUCGAAAUUAGUCGACUCUCUGGAUCUCAAGGUUAAACAGAGUGAUAAAGAGAUUGACACAGACAAACAGCACAUUCAGAAAUUGCAGGAGUCCAUCUCAGCUCUGCGCUGUCAGCUGAGCUCUGGUGAAAGCGAAGAAACAGUUCAGCUUCGUUCAGACCGUGACAAGCUCACCCAGGAAGUUCAACGUCUCAGAGUCCGGAUCAGGGCGGACCAAAACACUCGGAGAAAGCAGCUCACUAAACUUACCAUUCAAUACAACAAUGCUGCUAAAAAACUACAGGAGACAACAGCUUUGGGGGAAAGGUUAUUGCGUCGCUCUGAACUGUGCAGUAAGUUGGAGACGGAGUACGAGAAGGUUCUGCCCUUCUACAAAUCAUCAUUGAGUGAAGAAGAGCAAAGUCAGGAGAAAGCCAAUGCCAUGAAGUUGGCGGAUGAGGAACACACUCAGCUAACACAUGAUUAUGCUCCUCUUGAGAAGUUUUGGCAGCGUUACAACAAGGUUCAGCUCGACUGUUUGUGUCUAAAGCGAGAGAAAGCGCUUCAGUUACAGGAGAAUGAACGACUGAGGAGCUGUCUGAAGCAGUACCUGGAUGAAGUUUCGAUCUCUGAUGAGAGUUUUCAGCAACAAAAGCUUCUGGUGGUGUCUUCUUCAACUCUACAGACCCCCGCUGCGACUGAGAGACGUGGUCAAAAGCGCUACGUGGUCCAAGAAGCAGCGAAUAUUGUGCAGAAACAGCUUUAAGGAAUACAUCUGAAACGUGAAAUCAAAGUGUGUUUCUGGAAGCAAUUAAAAUGUUUUAUGCAGUUGGUAAAUCUGUUUAUUGCAAUGAUCUCAGUGUAAUUUUCUUAUUAAAUUUAGGAUUUUAGGACACUUCCUCAAAGUCAAAUCCUUAUCCUUUUCUUAACUUUAUAUUUGACACGUGCUUUUAAAUGUUGGCCGAUGCGGUUCAUUACCUCAAGAUGUCGCCAAAUCUUGAAGAUCCUUUACAUCUGGAAAACAUGUCGAUGCAUUUUAGAAUGAAAGGUGAAGUUGAAAAUAGACUACAUUUUUGAAUUAUUUGAAGACAUUUUGCAUCUCGUCCCUAUAACUAUAAGCUCUAUCACUCAUAGAUGCAUGGCAAACCUCAAACAAUGAUGUGUGAUGUUUUUUAAUAAAGACAUGCUGUAUUAAUCUAGUACAAAACACGGCAACAAAUAACAUAAGCUAUGUUUUAUGGAACUUGUUAACUAAUACAUAACAUUAUUAUUAUGGAAGCCAAAGAAAAGCAUCACAAAACUGAAACGUUUUGUUUUAAUUGCAGUGCAAAAUAAAGGCAACAUGA